This is a messenger RNA of Tyto alba (common barn owl), 3564 nucleotides long. RefSeq names its product synaptotagmin like 3 (gene SYTL3). Gene Ontology annotation, cellular component: plasma membrane; exocytic vesicle. The transcript is spliced from 15 exons. Lineage: Eukaryota; Metazoa; Chordata; Aves; Strigiformes; Tytonidae. The coding region runs from base 410 to 2269 and encodes 619 amino acids. Gene Ontology annotation, biological process: intracellular protein transport; exocytosis. Gene Ontology annotation, molecular function: neurexin family protein binding; small GTPase binding. The record is from RefSeq and is a predicted model, not a curated record.
AAAAAAACCCAACAUUCCCCCCACUCCUUUAUACCAUCUCUUGGUGAAUUGUCCCUCCAUCUGGUGACAGUUAAAGCCCUGUCUGGGACCUUGCUGGAAGCUCACAUCUCUUUUUGGAACCACUCGCAGCAAAAAAAGAAAAAAAGAGCAAGAAGGUCUUUCAUGUAAAAAAGAUGAGAUUGCUGUGACCUUGCUAACUGUUCAUAUUCCCUGGGUAGCAGAGACACUUAAAUGAUGACUUGUGUGAAGACAGACAUGGUUAUUUUUCUCUUCAAGGGUAUGACACAGUGAAACGUAUCACCAAUCAAGUAGGAGUGCAGGCACUGAGUAAGCACUCAGUGUAUCCACUGCUCUGGACGCUGUAGAACCAUAGUACCGGAGUCUAGAAAAUAAGUGAAGUUGGGGGAAAAUGGCCUGUGAAUUUAAUCUAAACUUCCUUAAGGAACUGGAACGAGAGGCUGUUCUGGAAGUCCUGUACCGUGACCAGAUGGUGAGAAAAACAGAGGAGGAAAGAAUAAGGAAACUGAAACUGCAGCUGCAGCAGCUUCGGUGGAAAAGGGAAAGAAAUGUGAGCCAUGAAUACCAGGAGAGAUCUUGCGCUCGCUGUCAGAAAUCACUUGGGUUAUUGAUGAACAGAGGUGCAGUAUGCAAUGGGUGCAGUCAUCGAGUGUGCUCUGACUGCCGUGUCUGCCUGAAUCCCUGCCUUUGGAAAUGCACUGUUUGUUAUGCUCAUGGCGAUAUGAAAGUAAAGGCUGGUGAAUGGUUCUUUGAGGAACGAGCAAAGAAAUAUCCAGGUGAAGGCAGACAUGAAACAGUUGGUGCAAAGCUCUUGAAAUCUUAUCAGAAACUGAGUAAAAUUUCUGUUGUACCUCCAACCCCACCUCCUUUCACAGAAUCCACAGCAGGAAGCAACGUCACAGUAAAUGAACUCGGACAGUCAAAAAGUUUUAAUAAAUCUGUGGAAAACUUGUUUCUGUCUCUCACAACACAUAUAAAAAAAAUCUCUAAGUCCCAGAAUGAUAUGGCUGACAGACGUCUCCUAACCACAAAUUAUGGGCAGAAUGUGGAAAGAAGGAAGCAAAGGAGGAGCCAGUCUGACACCGCCAUCAACAUUACCAGCAGGAUGAAAAGUACACCCAGUCUUCAACAGCUCAUCACUGGGGCUCAAACUGACAGUGAAAUUCUAACCAAAAGAAAUUACAAGGAGGAAGACGACGACAUAACAACCAGCCCCACAAGUGAUGCAGUUUUCUGUGAUGGCAGAAAACACGGGAGUUUGUAUAGUCUUAACAGCACUUGCACUGAGUCUGGAAAUUUUGGCAAGGCUAACAUCACGGGAGAAAUAGAGUUUGCCGUAAGAUAUGUCUUCAAAGCUUGCAUCUUAGAAAUUUGCAUCAAAGGUUGCAAGAACCUAGCUUAUGGAGAAGAGAAGAAGAAAAAGUGUAACCCGUAUGUUAAGGUUUAUUUACUUCCUGAUAAAUCUCCUCGGAGUAAGCGGAAGACAGCUGUCAAAAAGAGCACAGUGGAUCCAGAAUUCAACGAAACUUUGAAGUACAAGAUUGAACACUCCCAGCUGGGAAGUCGGCAGCUUCAGAUCUCUGUGUGGCAUGCAGGAGCGCUCAAAUACAGGGUGUUCUUGGGGGAAGUGGUGAUUCCACUGGCAGCAUGGAAUUUUGAAGAGAACUCGAUGCAGUUGUUCGACUGGUACCAGCUCAAACCCAAGCUUGAAAAGCCUGAAGAUGAUCUUAUCCAGUACAGCGGCGAACUCCUCGUUUCUGCAAGACUGUCAGUACCAGCCCAGUAUAAAAAUUUCCAGUUUGAAGGAAAAAAAACCCAAGGAGUUCCCAACUGCCAGCUUCAGGUUAUGAUAUUUGGGGCCAAGAAUUUGCCCGUGCUGAGAUCUGUUGGAAUGCCAAACUCAUUUGUUAAAGGUUGUCUUACCCUUCCAGACAAAGCAGAGGUAAAGCGAAAGUCUCCUGUCCUGAAGAAAGAAGCCUGUCCCCAGUGGAGACACUUGUUUGUCUUUGAUGGUGUUACCCCAGCUCAGCUACAGCAAUCAUGUCUACACUUGACUGUCUGGGACCAGUCAACUUUCAGCUCAAGUGAUCAAUUCCUAGGAGGAGCCAAGCUUGGUGCAAAGGAAUCAUCUGGCUCUACAGACCUCGUCUCUCAGUCGGCGCUCCAAUGGCAGGAAGUGCUCCGCAGUCCAAACGUGUGGACGGACUUCACACUUGUACUGCAUUCAAAUAAGGAAAACUUUAAAUCAUGAGAUUACUGCACACCAACUUUUCCUUCCUUGUGUGUGAUGUUUUAAAUUCAAGUGGCACAUACCUCUCAGGUCUGGGGAAAGAUACACUGCAACAGUACCUACUCCAGCUUUUGGGGAAUAGCGUUAUGCAUUUGAAAGUGUAGGAUGUUCCAAAGGGUUUAUUUCUCAAAAGGUUAAGGCUUUGUUAUCUGUGUCUCUAGCUGGAGUAUAACGUUAGUAUUGUUGCUUCAGGAGUGACAAACUCUGUUUGAAAUGCAUUAUGCUGACAAGGCAACAGUAGCCAGAUGAUACGCAGUUUUCCAUUUCUGGGCAUAGCAGAACUGUAAUUAUUUAAUUUAAUCACAGAUAGGAAUACUACUUCGAGAAAACAAUUGUUACCUUAAGAAAGUUACAUGCUUUCACUCAGAUCUUGAUGCUUUAUAUAUGUUCAGAGAAAAUUGCAAAGUAGCUUGCCUUUAACUGCUUGCUGCAGAUGGAUGAUGUUAACACCUCUGUGCUUCAGAAUUAUCUACAGUGCCACUAUUAUUUCACACGACCCUAAAAUGCUUUGGCCUGUGGCCACAUGCCUCUCAUACAUGCUGUAUCAUGGUGCUUAAAACCAGUUAAAUGUAUAAAUUGUCCCUUGUUAUCAGCUGCUGAUGUAAGAUAGUAUUAGCAGGUCUGAUCCGUAUAGUAGACAGCACAGGGUAGGAGUUUAGCAAAGGUCAUCAUUUAUUCAUGUGAACUGGUGGAAAUGCAAGUUUAAGGCCCCACUACUGUCUCACAGUUCACUUUGCCUCAUGCAGUGUUACAGCUGUAACUAGUGCUGCUGGCGCACACCUCUAGUCAUUACAGCAAGCAUUCUCCUUCCUUCCUUCCUUUCCAAGUCAACAUGGCUUUUAAAAGGACUUAAAAGUUAGACACAGGGAUUCACUGGCUAAGCUCAGGAGCUAGAAGAGCAGCAACACACCUUACACAGGAAACACCCCACACAAGAAACACUUGACUCCACGUCCUUUGUUACUUUGCAGAUCUUUUAUUUAGAUGUUUGCUGCUGCAAAUAAAAAAACCCACAAGAUUCAACUCAAGUAUAAAGCAGCAUAGAUGUAAAUGGAAGAGAAGAGCUGACAACAUACUGUAUCUCACUUUCUAACAGAUUUUCAAGAAAAGGGGGAGAUUAGGGGAGAAGGAAUGGUCACAGAAAUGCUCUCUACUAGAGAGAAUACAACUGUGAUAUAAACAAGCAGUCCCUUCAUCUUUGGAGUCUGAAACUUUAAAUCAAACAUUUAAAAAAAUUAGAAAAUUUGUUAGAAAAA